AUGUCUUUAUGUUUAGAGAUUGACAAAUUAUCCUGUAACUUUGAAGUUCUUAACAGUUGCCAAUGGACUCAAGAUUCCAGUGAUGAUUUUAAUUGGACCAGACAUCAACGUCGUACACCCUCAAGGAACACCGGUCCAAGUACAGAUCAUACCAAGAGAGCGGGUGAGUGUUAUAUUCUGUUGGCAGAAGUACCACCACCAUCACUUUCAUCACCAUCAUCACCACUACGAUCAUCAUUAUCAGCACUGUAUAUGUUGUUUUCAAUAGAUUGAUGAUUAAUAUUAUAGGGUUACAGUGGAACGCACGCGCAGGUAUAGUUUUGGAAUUAUUUCUUCGUCGGGUAUCAUCAUGUAAACAGCGACAACUUCCUCACAAUAGGUACUCGAUGUUUUAUGGAUGGAAUUAUAUUUAUUUAUAUAUGUAAAAUUUAAUUAUAGAGUAAAAUUUUAUACAUUUAUUAAACCUAACCAGGAGCAGCUGCAAAACAUGCAACUACAUGCCUUCGGACAGCUCCAGAGUCCAGCAGUUGCACAAAAUGCUGAUAUUUACCCAUAAAUCUUACCAUGGUAUCACCUUACUAUAUAUACAUGAACUUGCGGUUAGAGCCCGACAACUGGACUUUGUAGCUCAGCUGGUUAGAGCUCUUCAAGGUAGCAGUAUUCGUACUGUCGGCAUUUUAGUGUUGAUCAUUUCUACUACAAUCGAGUGAUAUGUAAUCGACAUUUAAAAUACUCAUUAAUAAUUCAUAAACCUUGUGACAAAUCAUGUCAGCCAUAAUAUGUCACGUGGAGUGACUUUAUAUUUGAUAAAACUCAUCUUCAUUAGCAUUCUUUAUAUAAUUGUUCAUCCUAAUUAGUAUUCUUUUGUAGUCGUAUUUUAAGCUGUUGAAAACACUCUUUGUCGUGUUUUAUCAGACAUAAAACGCUCGGCUGGGCCUGGUAAUUCCUUUUCAAAUCUUUUAUACAAAGUAAAAAUACAUCAAAACAGUAAAGUUCGCGCAACAAUCCAUUAUCAAUCUUCAUUCAUUAUAUCGUUACACUAUAUCAGUCUAAUAAAUUUGAUUAUUCUCCUAAUACAUUUUUCAACUUUAGUAAAUUUCAUGUCCGCAUGUGUACGUGUCCGUAUGUCUGCGUGUCCGCGUUUUCCACUGCUCUCUCCAACUUUUCAGCCUUAACCAACAUCACGUUUCUCAUUUCAGCAUCUGGUCGGUAUUUAUACAUCGAGACCUCAAGACCAAGGCAACCGAACGACACAGCUCGAUUGAUCUCGCCAUCGACAACAGAAGUCAAAUCCUGUCUCCUCUUUUGUUAUCACAUGUAUGGCCGUGAUGUGGGAGAACUUCGGGUAUUUAUUUUUAUUUCUGUAUUUAUUACUUAUUUAUUUCUAUUUAUUUAUAAACUUUCCGAAACAGUCCACAUGCAAGUGUCAUGGCAUCAGGUAAUCAGGGUCAACACUUAUGCAACAUACAUAAACGGAAAUUUUACACUUUACCGUACCCGAGUAAUCACUGACUACAUACGCUAUCAAAACAAGCCAUAAAAGGACGGAAGAAUUCACUAUCAGAAUACAAGAACGGAAGAACUCACCAUCAGAAUACAAGAACGGAAGAACUCACCAUCAGAAUACAAGAACAGAAGAACUCACCAUCAGAAUACAAGAACGGAAGAACUCACCAUCAGAAUACAAGAACGGAAGAACUCGCCAUCAAAAUACAAGAACGUACGACAGAACUCGCUAUCAGAAUACAAGAACGGAAGAACUCACCAUCAGAAUACAAGAACGGAAGAACUCACCAUCAGAAUACAAGAACGGAAGAACUCACCAUCAGAAUACAAGAACAGAAAAACUCACCAUCAGAAAACAAGAACGGAAGAACUCACCAUCAGAAUACAAGAACGGAAGAAUUCACUAUCAGAAUACAAGAACGGAAGAACUCAUCAUCAGAAUACAAGAACGGAAGAACUCACCAUCAGAAUACAAGAAUGGAAGAACUCACCAUCAGAACACAAGAACAGAAGAACUCAACAUCAGAAUACAAGAACGGAAGAACUCACCAUCAGAAUACAAGAACGGCAGAACUCGCUAUCAGAAUACAAGAACGGAAGAACUCACCAUCAGAAUACAAGAACGGAAGAACUCACCAUCAGAAUACAAGAACAGAAGAACUCACCAUCAGAAUAUAAGAACGGAAGAACUCACCAUCAGAAUACAAGAACAGAAGAACUCACCAUCAGAAUACAAGAACGGAAGAACUCACUAUCACAAUACAAGAACGGAAGAACUCACGACCAGAAUACAAGAACGGAAGAACUCACCAUCAGAAUACAAGAACAGAAGAACUCACCAUCAGAAUACAAGAACGGAAGAACUCACUAUCAGAAUACAAGAACGGAAGAACUCACCAUCAGAAUACAAGAACGGAAGAACUCACUAUCAGAAUACAAGAACGGAAGAACUCACCAUCAGAAUACAAGAACGGAAGAACCCACCAUCAGAAUACAAGAGCGGAAGAACUUACCAUCAGAAUACAAGAACGGAAGAACUUACUGUCAGAAUACAAGAACGGAAGAACUCACCAUCAGAAUACAAGAACAGAAGAACUCACCGUCAGAAUACAAGAACGGAAGAACUCACCAUCAGAAUACAAGAACGGGAGACCUCACCAUCAGAAUACAAGAACGGAAGAACUCACUAUCAGAAUACAAGAACGGAAGAACUCACCAUCAGAAUACAAGAACGGAAGAACUCACCAUCAGAAUACAAGAACGGAAGAACUCACUAUCAGAAUACAAGAACGGAAGAACUCACCAUCAGAAUACAAGAACGGAAGAGCUCACUAUCAGAGUACAAGAACGGAAGAACUCACUAUUAGAAUACAAGAACGGAAGAACUCACUAUCACAAUACAAGAACAGAAGAACUCACCAUCAGAAUACAAGAACGGAAGAACUCACCAUCAGAAUACAAGAACGGAAGAACUCACUAUCAGCAUACAAGAACGGAAGAACUCACCAUCAGAAUACAAGAACGGGAGAACUCACCAUCAGAAUACAAGAACGGAAGAACUCACUAUCAGAAUACAAGAACGGAAGAACUCACCAUCAGAAUACAAGAACGGAAGAACUCACCAUCAGAAUACAAGAACAGAAGAACUCACCAUCAGAAUACAAGAACGGAAGAACUCACCAUCAGAAUACAAGAACGGAAGAACUCACCAUCAGAAUACAAGAACGGGAGAACUCACCAUCAGAAUACAAGAACGGGAGAACUCACCAUCAGAAUACAAGAACGGAAGAACUCACCAUCAGAAUACAAGAACGGAAGAACUCACCAUCAGAAUACAAGAACGGAAGAGCUCACUAUCAGAGUACAAGAACGGAAGAACUCACUAUUAGAAUACAAGAACGGAAGAACUCACUAUCACAAUACAAGAACGGAAGAACUCACCACCAGAAUACAAGAACGGAAGAACUCACCAUCAGAAUACAAGAACAGAAGAACUCACCAUCAGAAUACAAGAACGGAAGAACUCACUAUCAGAAUACAAGAACGGAAGAACUCACCAUCAGAAUACAAGAACGGAAAAACUCACCAUCAGAAUAAAAGAACGGAAGAACUCGCCAUCAGAAUACAAGAACGGAAGAACUCACCAUCAGAAUACAAGAACGGAAGAACUCACUAUCAGAGUACAAGAACGGAAGAACUCACCAUCAGAAUACAAGAACGGAAGAACUCACUAUCACAAUACAAGAGCGGAAGAACUCACUACCAGAAUACAAGAACGGAAGAACUCACCAUCAGAAUACAAGAACGGAAGAACUCACCAUCAAAAUACAAGAACGGAAGAACUCACCAUCAGAAUACAAGAACGGAAGAACUCACCAUCAAAAUACAAGAACGGAAGAACUCGCCAUCAAAAUACAAGAACGGAAGAACUCACUAUCACAAUACAAGAACGGAAGAACUCACCAUCAGAAUACAAGAACGGAAGAAUUCACUAUCAGAAUACACGCCAUCUAUCGAAUACAUGCGGUCCUCGGUACAGUAAACUGUAGGGUACUCUACAUAUACAUAGUAUCAUACAUAAAAAUCCCUUGUCGGAGUGAAACCAACCAACCUAUAUUAUACUACACUAUAUUUUCUCGAUCUUUGUGGUAUCGAGUACUUUUCAACCUAUCGCAGAGGCUGAAAUAACAUCCAAAACUUGGCCGGCAUCCAUUUGGUAAAUUAUAUACGUCAGUAUAUAAAUAUUACUUUAUGCGAAACGCUGUACAUGCAGUAUAGUUUAAAUAAUACCAAUUCCAACAGAUUGCUCUUUUUGUUCGGAAAAAUGUCUGGCCAAUCUGGUAUUCGAUUGGAAAAACUGGUUGGAAAACGUCCGACACUAUUUCAGGUUCUCCUAUCGUGAACUGAAACACAUUCAUACACUGAUAAACAAAUAAAUAAAUAUAUAUAUAUAUAUAUAUAUAUAUAUAUAUAUAUAUAUAUAUAUAUAUAUAUAUAUAUAUAUAUAUAUAUAUAUAUAUAUAUAUAUAUAUAUAUAUAUAUAUAUAUAUAUAUAUAUAUAUAUAUAUAUAUAUAUAUAUAUAUAUAUAUAUAAUUUUAGGUCUACGUGCAAUCUGGGGGUAAGAUGGAUUCUCUGUGGACUCUUUCUGGAAAUCAAGGUGACAAAUGGCAUCAAGCAGAAGUCGCUGUGAACAAUCAAAAGGCGUCAUAUCAGGUAAGCAUGAAGAUCAGAGAACACCAAAUAUAACUGAAUCUAAAGAUAGCACAUAUAGGUGGCCCAGGUGGGUAUAGAAUUGAAAAUACCUGCUUGUUCAUUUGCUAAAUAUAUCUGAAGAUCAUCUACCAUGUAGGUAAUGGAAACGACCACACUUUUCUACUUUUCUUGCAGUAUGUAAUCGAAGGUGUACGUGGUAAAAAUUACAGGGGAGACAUUGCAAUUGAUGAUAUCUUUCUUAUGCAUUCAUGUAGAGGUAAGUUACUUGUGUACUAAUAUAUAGCUACGUAGGCCGAAGUACCAAGGUUCAGACUUUGACGAAAUACAUUAGUAAAGCUGCAUGAGGUACUUCCUGCCACGUAUAGGUUGUAACGAAUUUUUACGAUUUUAGAAAAUACUAACUUCGGCAGAUAACAUGCUGAAGGGAUUUAUACCAGGAGCAGUUGCAAAAAAUGCAACUGUAGGUCCUCUGGCAGGAAUCGAACCUGCGGCCAUGCGAUUCCGGUGCAGCACUGUAAACAACUGAGCUACAGAUCGAGUCACUGACUCAAUCUUUCCUUGUCUACUAUGUAUGGUUAUUUCAUUCGCCCAAGGUAAGUUUACUUCAGUUAAACCGGUUACUGUAGGUCGAGUAUUUAAUAAUGUAAGUAGAGUUUGGUUGGUUCUUUUAUGAGCUUUUCCCCCAGGUACUUGGGUUUUCUCCUUCAACAAAAACUAACCCUUGGUUCUUAGUUGUCAAAACAAGUGUAUCAUGAGCCUCAGAUUCCGGUGAAUUGGGCAACGAUACCAUGUCCUGUGCAUAUGAUGACGAUAUCGAUGGUUAUGAUAAUCAUGCUGAUGCAUAACUACUAAAAAAGAAAUUCAGGUCAACCACCACAAAUCAAAGUGUGUAUCCAACGAAAAAUGUUACAAUGGCAUAUAGAAAUGCAUGUUUCAAAUGGAUAGACCGAUAUAUACUACUAGAUUGACAUGCUCAGCUUCUAUGCUUAUCUCUCGCAAAACUAAAGUCAAUAUUUUCUUCUCCGUCCAUCACGAGCUUGCUUUAAUGGCACAGGACUGCUAAUUUUCGAAUGCCACCAGAAAUAAUUGUUGUGGCUCUCAUUUUGUUGCAGCGCCAUGCAAACGAAAAACAGACCUCAUCUUUGUACUCGACAGAUCAGGAAGUAUAGCGCCCGGAGAUUACGACAAAGUGCGUGAAUUUGUCAAGGAAAUAGCAAAAGAAUUGAAAGUUGGUGAAAGAAAUGAAGCAGGCGUGCUUAUCGGACAGGCUGCCAUAGUUACCUUUACUGAACUAGGCGAGAAAAGAAUAACAUUAGCAGAAAGCCGGGACGCAAGCAAAUUCUACGAUGUAGUUGAUAGGAUGCCUGGUCCAUUGCGAAGAGGUCUAACAAGAACACAUCGUGGUUUAGCAAUUGCUGAUAAAGAGAUCGCUAUUAAAGAAGCCGGAUAUCGUGAAGAUGAUCCUGAUGUUAAGAAAAUGAUCAUGGUUAUUACAGAUGGAAAACAGACUAGAGAAUCAGUUCGAAGGGGUUAUGUCUAUGUUGGACAAGCUAUGAAACCUUUCUUUAAUAGAAAUAUGGAUGUUUUUGCUAUUGGCGUUGGCUUGGACAAUUAUGCUGCAAUUAACGAAGUUAAAGAUAUGGUAGAAUUUCCUGAAAACGCAAUCCUUGCAGCUAACUAUAGCGACCUACUUCACAGAGUUGGAAGUAUCAUAAAGAAAUUAUGCCCAGGUAACCAUUGACAAAACAAUAAUUAUUACCACUUUGUAACGUUUUCAAUAAUACAAUAAAAAGUAAAAUGUUUUUUUUUCAUACAUAGUAAACGCAAUUUGAUUAUUGCAAGUCGAUCGUAGCCUUCAUAAUGUCUCCACUUAUAUUUGUUUUAGUGACUGACAUAUGUGGGACACCUGACGACGACUGCAGUGUAUUUGCUACAUGUGCUGACACAGGACCAGGAACCUAUAACUGCACCUGUAACAAAGGAUAUACUGGAAAUGGGAAAAUAUGCAAAGGUCUGUACAAUUAUCUAACAGAAGUUUCUGUUAGAAAGAGAUGUAAUGUUCGAGUUGCUUUCAUAACAUUAGUAUUUAAAUGGAUUGAACCACAUAAAAUCAAACUAAUAUAUUUCUGAGAAUGAGGAUCAAAAACCGAACCAUAACCAUGCUCAAGGGAGUCAAGGCGGCUAAUAUAUGUACAGACCGCAGCAUCCAAAUUAUAUUGUUCCAGGUAUUACAACGUUUGUACAUUCAAUUGACUACUUGUUAAUUUUUUGCUCUAGGUGUAACCGUCAAUUUUACAAAGAAAGCUUACAGCGGCAAAGAGGGUGAACCGGCUUUACUCGAAAUUAUUGUUAGUGCAGGGAAUAUAAGUGAACCGAUAAUUAUAAGGUAAUGAAAUUCUACAAAGAUACAACAUUCUUCCAAAUUAUACCGUUUCCGUAAGAUACAGUUAUUGAUUGGUUUAACAGAUAAUCCAGCCUGCUAUUUCACCAGUUUCGAACGUAUUUUCCGAGCCCUUCAUGACACGACGAGAAAAAAAUACGAGUAACAGUGCUUCGCUGAGGGGACAGACUUAAUAUAAUUAGUUAAUAUUAACAGGUUGAACAACUUACAUUUAAAGUAAACAAUCUAGUUUGAUUGACAUUUGUCUACAUUAAUAUUCCGAACAGAGCAGAACUGAACAAAGGUUUACCCGCUAACCAGGCAGUAUUUAUAAGUUGAAACAAGCUAACCAGUAUUACUAACCAGAUAAAGUAAGUAUUUACGCCAGGAUGUAAACGUGGGAAGCCUCACAGAAGUAAGUUUAUCUUAUUUAUGUAUUAAUGUAAUCAGGGGCGGCGCUAACCGUCUUCGAGUGGGGGGGGUGAGUGAUCUUUUGCCGACUGUUGCUUGGUUAUUUUGUCGAGUCAUUAGCCUAUCGUGAGGGUUCUGAAGGGGGGGGGGGUUACCAAUCGCAUUUUCCACCUGAAAUUUUGGCAAAAUUCCAGUCCAAGUUGGAUUUUUAUUAGAAAUCCCAGUCCGUGUCAGUUGAAAUCCCAGUCAAUAAAAAACCUUUUAUUUAUCGGUACAAUAGACAGUUUUCAGACCUUUUAAGCCACCGUUAGUGAAAGUGGCGGCCACUUUAUGAAAUUUUUUUUUUUGGAGGGGGGACGGUGCCAAAGACACGGAAAAUUUUUAAAUUUGAAUGCGGAAAUGGCAUUUGCAUCAUUCUGAAACACGCAUAAUCAGAAAACCCAGAAUUCCGGGCGCUCGAGUAUGCUUGUUCGCAGGUAGUGCUGUGAAUAAUAUAGUUAACAACAUGACUAAAGACACCAAAAACGGAUCAAAAUUGUGAAUCGGCUCACAUUACUUCAGGAAGGAAAUUCUACAAAGAUACAACAUUCUUCCAAAUUAUACCGUUUCCGUAAGAUACACUUAUUGAUUGGUUUAACAGAUAAUCCAGCCUGCUAUUUCAGCAGUUUCGAACGUAUUUUCCGGGCCCUUCAUGACAUGACGAGAAAAAAAUGCGAGAAACAGGUAUAAAAUACAAGACAUAAUUGUACGUAAAACGGUUUGAAUCGGAUUUUUAUAUACAUCAAUAUUUUGACAAAUGGAAAAAGUUUUUCGGAACCCGCAUUAAUUAAGUAAAAAAUAAAAGCGGAUGAGGGGUUACAGCUCCCCUCCCACCCUGAAUGUGAAUAUAUCCCAUGAAUAUGCGAAUAUGUCUGUCAUCGUUUCUAAACUGCAUUCUCUACAUUUUGGCUGCAUAUACGGACUUUUUCUUUUGUUUGUAACUUACUCAUAAUUUUAUUUAGGGACUGUACCUUCCAAGGAUCUCGGAAAGUGACCAUUGUUAGGAAAACAAAUUGCCAUAAAAUGUACGUGUCAAAAUACAAGUUUACUUUCUUUAACAGUGUUACUUCAAGUGCAAAGACAGCUGGAGAUGAUGAUUUUGUUCCUCAAACCGUGGAUGUCAUUCUUGAACAGGGCGAGACUGGUCCAAAGUCGAUCCGCAUUAACAUCAUAGAUGAUGAUUUUGUUGAAUCCAAAGAAGAAUUUACAGUCACCUUGUCGUCUUCCUCACCUGGGGUAACAGUUGGUGAACCUGCAACUGUGAUCAUUAAAGAUAAUGAUAAGUCAGGUAGGCUUUACGCAAUAUGAAAUAAUCGGGAAACAUAGCCUCUAUGCUUAUCUCUCGCAAAACUAAAGUCGAUAUUUUUCUUCUCCGUCCAUCACGAGCUUGCUUUAAUGGCACAGGACUGCUAAUUUUCGAAUGCCACACGAAAUAAUUGUUGUUGCUCUCAUUUUGUUGCAGCGCCAUGCAAACGAAAAACAGACCUCAUCUUUGUACUCGACAGAUCAGGAAGUAUAGCGCCCAGAGAUUACGACAAAAUGCGUGAAUUUGUCAAGGAAAUUGCAAAAGAAUUGAAAGUUGGUGAAAGAAAUGAAGCAGGCGUGCCUAUCGGACAGGCUGCCAUAGUUACCUUUAGUGAAGGAGGCCAGAAAAGAGUAACAUUAGCAGAAAGCCGGGACGCAAACAAAUUCUACGAUGUAGUUGAUAGGAUGCCUGGUCCAUUGCAAAGAGGUCGAACACAAACACGUCGUGGUUUAGCAAUUGCUGAUAAAGAGAUCGCUAUUAAAGAAGCCGGAUAUCGUGAAGAUGAUCCUGAUGUUAAGAAAAUGAUCAUGGUUAUUACAGAUGGAAAACAGACUAGAGAAUCAGUUCGAAGGGGUUAUGUCUAUGUUGGAGAAGCAAUGAAACCUUUCUUUAAUAGAAAUAUGGAUGUUUUUGCUAUUGGCGUUGGCUUGGACAAUUAUGCUGCAAUUAACGAAGUUAAAGAUAUGGUAGAAUUUCCUGAAAACGCAAUCCUUGCAGCUAACUAUAGCGACCUACUUCACAGAGUUGGAAGUAUCAUAAGGAAAUUCUGCCCUGGUAACCAUUGACAAAACAAUAAUAAUUCCAUUUUGUAACGUUUUCAAUAAUACAAUAAAAAGUAAAAUGUUUUUCUCAUACAAGGUAUGUGAAAAUGGUAUAUUGUCCCAACAACUUCUGAAAGUGAUUCUAUACGCUUCAGGUUUUUCUGUAAUAAAAUUUCCCUCUGAAUCCAUUUAACCACAAACUGAGACUUUUUAAUUUAUUAACCACCUCCUCCGCAUGACUUGCCUUAGUUCCAAUUAUGCCGCCUGGG
Paramuricea clavata is the source of this 9886-nucleotide messenger RNA. NCBI's taxonomy places the organism in Eukaryota, Metazoa, Cnidaria, Anthozoa, Malacalcyonacea, Plexauridae. The record is from the annotation of a GenBank genome assembly.